This is a messenger RNA of Blastocystis hominis, 654 nucleotides long. RefSeq lists its product as hypothetical. The transcript has 2 exons. NCBI's taxonomy places the organism in Eukaryota, Bigyra, Opalinata, Blastocystidae. Gene Ontology annotation, cellular component: cytosol; proteasome core complex; nucleus. Bases 1 to 654 code for a protein of 217 amino acids. The record is from RefSeq and is a predicted model, not a curated record. Gene Ontology annotation, biological process: ubiquitin-dependent protein catabolic process.
AUGUCUCGUGAAUAUGAUGAAAGAACCACGACCUUCUCACCGGAAGGACGUCUUUAUCAAGUAGAAUACGCCAUGGAAGCAAUCAACAAUGCUCCUUGUGCUAUUGGCAUUCUCACAAAGGAAGGAAUCGCCUUUGGGAUCGAAAAGAAAAUAAUCAGCAAAUUAUUGGCAAAGAUCGGAGAAAGUGAGAAGGUUUAUGCUAUUGAUAAUCAUAUUAUGUGUGCUGUGGCGGGACUGACUUCGGACGCCAACAUUUUACUACAAAAUGCCCGGAAGAACGCGCAAGAGUAUUUGUACAAGUACGGCCAGCCCAAGCCCGUAGAGGAGCUUGUUGAGUACAUUUGCAGAAUUAAACAUUCAUAUACCCAAGUGGGAGGUCUCAGGCCGUUCGGCGUGUCGUUCCUCUUUGCUGGAUGGGAUAAAAUCCACGGAUACCAACUCUAUCACAGCGAUCCGAGCGGUAAUUUCAGUGGAUGGAAGGCGCAUGCGAUCGGGUCAAACAGUACGCUCGCAAGAGACAUGCUGAAAAAGGACUACAAGGAGGAAAUGACUUUAGAGGAAGCCAUGAUGCUUGAAGCGCGAGUGUUGUUCAAGACGAUGGACGUCAGCGAAUUGUCUACAGACAGAAUGGAAUUCAGCGUUUUACGCCGGUAG